UUUUAUAGAUCAAUCGGGCCGAAGCCCAAAAAUUAACUCAGGAUGUCGGGAAUUCCCCCGUUCUUCAUUCCUGGUGUGACACCACCAAAUCCAUGGGCGAAUGCAGCUAUGAUGGCCCAAGCUCAGCAACAGGCACAGCAAGCUCAGAUGGCUGCUGCAGUACAAAUGCAGGCUCAAGCGGCAGCAGCUGCACAGCUGCAGGCUGCACAGAUUCAUGCAGUUCAAGCAGCCCAUGCACAAGUCCAGGCUCAAGUACAGGCCACACAAGGUGCCCCAGUAAUUACCAGUUCGAAGCAAGAGCAAGUAACUGAAGACAAAUUGCAAGACAAAGCUCGUAAAUGGCAGCAGCUACAAACCAAACGAUAUUCAGAAAAGAGAAAGUUUGGCUUUGUUGACUCCCAGAAAGAAGACAUGCCACCUGAGCAUGUCCGUAAAAUCAUUCGCGAUCAUGGCGAUAUGACAAAUCGCAAAUUCCGUCAUGACAAACGUGUCUACCUUGGUGCUUUAAAGUACAUGCCCCACGCCGUUUUGAAACUCUUGGAAAACAUGCCGAUGCCCUGGGAACAAAUCCGCGACGUUAAAGUGUUGUAUCACAUAACUGGUGCAAUCAGCUUUGUGAACGAGAUUCCGUGGGUGAUUGAGCCCGUCUAUAUUGCCCAAUGGGGUACCAUGUGGAUUAUGAUGCGUCGAGAGAAAAGAGAUCGUCGACAUUUCAAGCGAAUGCGUUUCCCUCCAUUCGACGACGAAGAACCUCCGCUAGAUUAUGCUGACAACAUCUUGGAUGUCGAGCCGUUAGAGGCCAUUCAGAUGGAACUUGACUCGGAUGAAGAUAAACCUGUAGCAGGCUGGCUUUAUGACAGCAAGCCUUUAGUCGACACUAAGUUCGUGAAUGGAACGACUUACCGCAAGUGGCAACUUGAAAUGCCCCAACUGGCCACCCUCUACCGUUUGGCCAACCAACUGUUGACAGAUCUUGUGGACGAUAACUACUUCUAUCUCUUCGACCUCAAGUCCUUUUUCACCGCCAAGGCCCUUAACAUGGCAAUUCCUGGUGGACCCAAGUUUGAACCUCUUAUCAAAGAUGCCAAUACGCAAGACGAAGAUUGGAACGAAUUCAAUGACAUCAAUAAAAUCAUCAUCCGUCAACCGGUGCGGACUGAGUAUCGAAUUGCUUUCCCUUAUCUUUACAACAACAUGCCCAACUUUGUCCAUCUUUCUUGGUAUCACACUCCAAACGUAACUUUCAUUAAGACUGAGGAUCCGGAUUUGCCAGCCUUCUAUUUCGAUCCGCUGAUCAACCCAAUAUCGCAUAGACGUACCGAGAACAAGCUAGCCGAAGUGACCGAACAAGAUUUGCUACCAGACGAUAGCGAAGAAUUUGAAUUGCCAGAGUAUGCAACACCUCUUCUCCAGGAAUGGCCGUUGUAUACAGAUAAUACUGCAAACGGAAUUGCUCUGUUGUGGGCACCCAGGCCGUUCAACUUGCGAUCGGGUUUCACCCGCCGUGCGUUAGACGUGCCAUUGGUCAAGAGCUGGUACCGAGAGCACUGUCCACCUGGACAGCCGGUCAAGGUUCGCGUGUCAUAUCAGAAACUGCUGAAAUAUUACGUCUUGAACGCGUUGAAACAUCGGCCACCAAAAGCCCAGCGCAAGCGUUAUCUUUUCCGCUCAUUCAAGUCAACUAAAUUCUUCCAGCAAACAACAUUGGAUUGGGUCGAAGUCGGUCUCCAGGUUUGUCGUCAAGGCUGGAACAUGUUGAACUUGUUGAUUCACCGAAAGAACCUCAACUACUUGCAUUUGGAUUACAAUUUCAAUUUGAAACCAGUCAAGACCCUGACGACUAAGGAACGUAAAAAGUCGCGUUUCGGAAACGCUUUCCAUCUUUGUCGUGAAAUCCUGCGUUUGACGAAGCUGAUCAUCGAUUCUCACGUUCAAUACCGCCUGAACAACGUUGACGCCUUCCAAUUGGCUGAUGGACUUCAGUACAUUUUCGCUCACGUCGGCCAGUUGACUGGCAUGUACCGUUACAAGUACAAGUUGAUGAGGCAGAUCCGUAUGUGCAAGGAUCUCAAACACCUUAUUUACUACCGCUUCAACACUGGGCCAGUUGGAAAAGGUCCCGGAUGCGGUAUUUGGGCCCCCGGAUGGCGCGUGUGGCUCUUCUUCUUGCGUGGUAUCACUCCAUUGCUUGAGCGUUGGUUGGGCAACUUGCUGUCCCGUCAGUUCGAAGGUCGUCACUCAAAGGGUAUUGCCAAGACUGUGACGAAACAGCGUGUCGAGUCCCACUUUGAUUUGGAACUCCGAGCGUCUGUUAUGCACGAUAUCCUCGAUAUGAUGCCCGAAGGUAUCAAGCAAAACAAGGCUCGAACCAUCUUGCAGCAUUUGUCUGAAGCCUGGAGAUGCUGGAAAGCCAACAUUCCUUGGAAGGUCCCCGGAUUGCCAACACCGAUCGAAAACAUGAUUCUUCGGUACGUCAAGAUGAAGGCUGAUUGGUGGACCAAUACGGCCCACUACAAUCGCGAGCGUAUUCGUCGUGGUGCAACUGUCGACAAAACGGUGUGCAAGAAGAAUUUGGGUCGUUUGACUCGUCUUUACCUCAAGGCUGAGCAAGAACGUCAGCACAACUACUUGAAAGACGGUCCUUACAUCUCACCCGAAGAGGCCGUUGCCAUCUACACAACCACGGUGCACUGGCUGGAAUCGCGUCGCUUCGCACCCAUCCAGUUCCCUCCGCUUUCAUACAAGCACGACACAAAAUUGCUCAUUCUUGCAUUGGAGCGACUCAAGGAAGCCUACAGCGUCAAGUCUCGUUUGAACCAGAGCCAGCGUGAAGAACUCGGUCUGAUUGAACAAGCUUACGACAAUCCCCACGAAGCCUUAUCUCGUAUCAAGCGUCACUUGCUGACACAGCGAGCAUUCAAAGAAGUUGGCAUAGAGUUUAUGGACCUCUACAGCCACUUGGUUCCUGUCUACGAUGUCGAGCCCCUUGAGAAGAUCACUGACGCUUACCUGGAUCAGUACUUGUGGUAUGAAGCCGACAAGCGUCGUCUAUUCCCUCCAUGGAUUAAGCCGGCUGAUGCUGAGCCACCUCCGUUGCUAGUCUACAAGUGGUGCCAAGGCAUCAAUAACUUACAGGAUGUGUGGGAAACAUCAGAUGGCGAGUGUAACGUGAUGUUGGAGACGCGAUUCGAAAAGCUGUACGAAAAGAUCGAUUUGACAUUGCUCAAUCGUCUUUUGCGUCUUAUCGUUGAUCACAACAUUGCCGAUUACAUGACAGCUAAGAACAACGUGGUCAUCAAUUACAAGGACAUGAACCACACCAACUCGUAUGGUAUCAUCCGUGGUCUGCAAUUCGCCUCGUUCGUCGCCCAGUACUUUGGUCUGGUCCUCGAUCUUCUCGUCUUGGGUCUUCAGCGAGCUUCCGAAAUGGCCGGCCCACCGCAGAUGCCCAACGAUUUCCUCAUCUUUCAGGAUGUUGCCACGGAAAUUGCCCAUCCAAUCCGGCUCUACUCGCGUUACGUUGAUCGCGUCCACAUGUACUUCCGCUUCACGGCUGAAGAAGCUCGCGACUUGAUCCAGCGCUACCUGACGGAGCAUCCUGAUCCCAACAACGAGAACAUUGUCGGCUACAACAACAAGAAAUGCUGGCCUCGUGACGCUCGCAUGCGUCUGAUGAAACACGACGUCAAUCUUGGCCGUGCCGUUUUCUGGGAUAUCAAAAACCGAUUGCCGCGGUCCGUCUCCACCAUCCAAUGGGAAGGUAGCUUCGUCAGCGUCUACUCCAAGGACAAUCCCAACUUGCUCUUCAACAUGGCCGGAUUCGAAUGCCGUAUCCUGCCCAAGUGCCGAAUGACCCACGAGGAGUUUACACAUCGCGACGGUGUAUGGAACUUGCAGAACGAGAUCACCAAAGAGAGAACGGCUCAAUGUUUCUUGCGAGUCGAUGACGAGUCUCUCCAAAAGUUCCACAAUCGCGUCCGUCAAAUCCUGAUGGCCUCUGGAUCUACCACCUUUACCAAGAUCGUCAACAAGUGGAACACGGCCCUGAUUGGUUUGAUGACCUAUUUCCGAGAAUCUGUCGUCAACACGCAGGAGUUGCUGGACCUGUUGGUGAAAUGCGAGAACAAAAUCCAAACGCGUAUCAAGAUCGGCCUCAACUCGAAAAUGCCUUCGCGUUUCCCGCCUGUCGUCUUCUACACGCCGAAGGAGUUGGGAGGUCUUGGCAUGUUGUCCAUGGGUCACGUGCUCAUCCCUCAGUCUGAUUUGCGCUGGUCCAAGCAAACGGAUGUCGGCAUCACCCAUUUCCGUUCCGGUAUGUCUCACGACGAGGAUCAGCUCAUUCCCAAUUUGUACCGCUACAUCCAGCCGUGGGAAGCUGAAUUCAUCGAUUCGCAGCGAGUCUGGGCAGAGUACGCGCUCAAACGUCAAGAAGCAUCUGCACAGAACCGUCGUUUGACACUCGAAGACUUGGAAGACAGCUGGGAUCGUGGUAUUCCGCGUAUCAACACUCUCUUCCAGAAAGAUCGGCACACGUUGGCCUACGACAAAGGAUGGCGUGUCAGGACAGAAUUCAAACAGUACCAGGUGUUGAAGCAGAAUCCCUUCUGGUGGACCCACCAGCGCCACGACGGUAAACUGUGGAACCUCAACAACUACCGUACUGACAUGAUUCAAGCGUUGGGAGGUGUCGAAGGCAUCUUGGAGCACACGCUCUUCAAGGGAACCUACUUCCCCACAUGGGAAGGUCUCUUUUGGGAGAAAGCUUCCGGCUUCGAAGAGUCGAUGAAGUACAAGAAGCUGACGAACGCUCAGCGUUCCGGUUUGAACCAAAUUCCCAACCGUCGCUUCACCUUGUGGUGGUCUCCUACCAUCAACAGAGCCAACGUCUAUGUCGGUUUCCAGGUCCAGUUGGAUUUGACUGGCAUUUUCAUGCACGGCAAAAUUCCAACGUUGAAGAUUUCACUGAUUCAGAUCUUCCGUGCUCACUUGUGGCAGAAGAUCCACGAGUCGGUCGUCAUGGAUCUUUGUCAAGUUUUCGAUCAGGAGCUGGACGCAUUGGAGAUUGAAACGGUGCAGAAGGAAACUAUCCAUCCUCGUAAAUCUUACAAGAUGAACUCUUCCUGUGCCGAUAUCCUUCUCUUCGCCUCGUACAAGUGGAAUGUAUCCAGGCCGUCCCUCUUGGCUGAUUCGCGCGAUGUUAUGGACAACACCACCACGCAAAAGUAUUGGAUUGACGUCCAGCUGCGUUGGGGCGAUUACGAUUCCCACGAUAUUGAACGUUACGCUCGCGCCAAAUUCCUCGAUUACACCACGGACAACAUGUCGAUCUACCCAUCGCCCACUGGUGUCCUCAUCGCUCUCGAUUUGGCUUACAACUUGCACAGCGCUUACGGAAACUGGUUCCCUGGGUCCAAGCCGCUCAUCCAGCAAGCCAUGGCCAAAAUCAUGAAAGCCAAUCCAGCCCUGUACGUGUUGCGAGAACGUAUCCGCAAGGGUCUUCAGCUGUACUCUUCUGAGCCGACGGAGCCUUACUUGUCAUCGCAGAACUACGGUGAACUCUUCUCCAAUCAGAUCAUUUGGUUCGUCGACGAUACAAACGUCUACCGCGUCACGAUUCACAAGACGUUUGAAGGCAACUUGACCACCAAACCCAUCAACGGAGCCAUUUUCAUCUUCAAUCCUCGUACUGGUCAGCUCUUCCUCAAAAUUAUUCACACUUCCGUCUGGGCCGGACAGAAACGUUUGGGCCAGCUGGCCAAGUGGAAGACGGCCGAAGAAGUUGCCGCUUUGAUUCGUUCGUUGCCCGUGGAAGAACAGCCGAAACAGAUCAUUGUCACGCGCAAAGGCAUGUUGGAUCCUCUUGAAGUCCACUUGCUCGAUUUCCCCAACAUCGUCAUCAAGGGCUCGGAACUCCAGCUUCCGUUCCAGGCCUGUUUGAAGGUGGAGAAGUUUGGUGAUCUCAUCCUGAAGGCUACCGAACCGCAGAUGGUCCUCUUCAACCUCUACGACGACUGGCUCAAAACCAUUUCCAGUUACACGGCUUUCUCGCGUCUGAUCCUCAUUCUGCGUGCUCUGCACGUCAACAACGACCGGACCAAGGUUGUGCUGAAGCCGGACAAGACUACCAUCACUGAGGCGCAUCACAUCUGGCCGUCUCUGACGGACGAACAGUGGAUCAAGGUUGAAGUGCAGCUCAAAGACCUUAUCUUGGCCGAUUAUGGCAAGAAGAACAACGUCAACGUUGCUUCGUUGACACAAUCCGAAAUUCGAGAUAUUAUCCUCGGUAUGGAGAUCAGCGCGCCUUCAGCCCAGCGUCAACAGAUUGCCGAAAUCGAAAAGCAGACCAAGGAGCAGACUCAGCUGACAGCGACGACAACACGGACGGUCAACAAGCACGGUGAUGAAAUCAUCACGAGCACGACAUCCAACUACGAGACUCAGACGUUUAGCUCCAAGACGGAGUGGCGCAUCCGAGCCAUUUCGGCCACCAACCUCCAUCUGCGUACCAACCACAUCUAUGUGUCGUCUGACGAUAUUAAGGAGACGGGCUACACUUACAUUCUGCCCAAGAAUGUACUGAAGAAGUUUGUCACCAUUUCGGACUUGCGUGCCCAAAUCGCCGGCUACCUGUACGGCAUCAGCCCGCCGGACAAUCCCCAAGUGAAGGAGAUUCGUUGCAUCGUGAUGCCGCCCCAGUGGGGAACGCAUCAGUCUAUUCACUUGCCCGUCCAGCUGCCUCAACACGAGUACCUAAAAGACCUGGAACCCCUCGGUUGGAUGCAUACUCAGCCCAACGAGUUGCCCCAACUGUCACCGCAGGACAUAACGACGCAUGCCAAGGUGAUGGCCGACAACGCCGCUUGGGACGGCGAGAAGACUGUGAUCAUCACGUGCAGUUUCACGCCCGGUUCUUGUUCGCUGAUGGCCUACAAGUUGACGCCCAGCGGUUUCGAAUGGGGCAAACAGAAUACUGAUCGUGGUAACAAUCCAAAGGGUUACCUGCCUUCGCACUACGAGCGCGUACAAAUGUUGUUAUCCGACCAAUUCCUCGGCUUCUUCAUGGUGCCGUGCCAGGGUUCGUGGAACUACAACUUUAUGGGCGUCCGCCACGACCCCAACAUGAAAUACGAGCUACAUUUGGCCAACCCCAAGGAGUUUUACCAUGAAGUUCAUCGACCAUCGCAUUUUAUGAACUUCUCCUCCAUCGAAGAGGGUGACAGCGUCGGAGCUGAUCGUGACGAUUCAUUCGCUUAAGUAUCUUCAAUCACUUUUGUCUGUGUGGUCAUUUUGUAUUCAUCCCGGGUAAAUCCCCACAUACACGUUCAAGGACAAGAGAGAUGUUAAAAGUAAAACUACAACUCCUACCUUAUCGGUGUCUGUGUUUUGCUUUCCAAUUCUUAUUACUUUGAUUCGUUUCCCAGUUGUAUCUGUAAAAUGAUUCGCAGAAUACAAUAGAGCAAACAUUUUAUUUCCA
This is a messenger RNA of Daphnia carinata, 7474 nucleotides long. It is a transcript of the gene Prp8, whose product is annotated as pre-mRNA-processing-splicing factor 8. The record is from RefSeq and is a predicted model, not a curated record. NCBI's taxonomy places the organism in Eukaryota, Metazoa, Arthropoda, Branchiopoda, Diplostraca, Daphniidae. Gene Ontology annotation, molecular function: U5 snRNA binding; U2 snRNA binding; pre-mRNA intronic binding. Gene Ontology annotation, biological process: mRNA splicing, via spliceosome; spliceosomal tri-snRNP complex assembly. Bases 43 to 7254 code for a protein of 2403 amino acids. The transcript is spliced from 9 exons. Gene Ontology annotation, cellular component: U5 snRNP; catalytic step 2 spliceosome.